GAAGAUCGCUUCAAAAUGUACUCUUGUAUCUUGCUUUUAUCCGCCUUUGUUGGGAUUCUGUGCGCACUGGCGCCAACAGCGCCCUCUGUAGACCUCUUGGUGCAGAGGAUGUUUCACCAAGGGGACACAAACAAGGAUGGUAUUUACACUAAGGCAGAGGCUUGGGCAAAGUUGCUGACAAUGGAUAUGGAUGGUAACAGUAAGAUUAGCCUUGACGAGUACAUUGCCCGCUGGAACGCUGAAGCUCCAAACAUGAGAACUGUGGCAGCUGGUAUCUUUCGUAAUCUCGACUCCGACCGAAGUGGGUUUAUAGAACAAGACGACGUCAACCGGGCUUAUGUUGUAAUCGACGUGGACUCAAACGGACAAGUGUCGAGCAGCGAGUUUGUCACAUACUUCAAAAGGAUCUUAUCAUCUGCUACAUCGCCAGAGUCAUUCGUCGAUACCAGUUUCCCUCAAAUUGAUGUCAACAACGACGGAGUAAUCAGCUUUGACGAGGAAUGGGCCAGUGUAAAGCGCUAUGACAUUAAUGGUGACGAUAAAGUCAGUAAGGUAGAAUUCAUGUUGGUCAUCAGCAACACGUCGUACGGCUCAUUUGGACUUGACGAGACGUGGCCAGAUAUGUUUGAUGCCGUCGACUUUGAUGCCAACCGAUUCCUGGAAAAACCAGAGGUUCAGAAAUUUUACCAGCUGAUGGAUUCCGAUCAUAAUAAUGCUGUCACGAAGGCAGAAGUUUUAGCGGCUUUCAAAAACUUUAACCAGUUGUCAGGCAGCAGUAAUGUGACCUCAUCGGACCAGGUUGACUACGGGUUUGCUGAAGCCGACACAAAUCAUGACGGUGUUCUGACAUUGUCGGAAGAAUGGGCACAUAUAUUGUUAGAGGACAAGAAUAAUGACAACAUGGUCGACAAAACUGAGUUUCUCAAAAUGUUCAAAAUUUUCCCAGAUGACGUCAUUAGUGCAGCAAGACGAAUAUUUGAUAAAUACGACAAUAAUUCCGAUGGUCUCUUCCAAAAGGAGGAUGUCGCGACAUACUUCACCGCUAUGGACGCGAACGGCGACGGCAAGGUGUCAAGAAAUGUCUAUGUUACGUUUAUUGAAGUGAUGUUUGCUAAGGAGGGGGCUGACAUCAGAGCUACAGCACAAAAUAUAGCUCAAGUCACUGUGAGUAUAGACUAUGGCUUUAGGCACCUGGACACUAACAACGACUCCCGACUGUCCAUAGAUGAACAGUGGGCUUCGGCACUGAGUCUUGAUAAGAAUGGAGACCAACUGCUGAGCAAAGACGAAUACUUGUUCUGGUUCGCCAACUUUUCUGCACAAGAACGGGCACUCGGUCUGCAGAUCUUCCACAGACUUGAUUUCAACAAGAAUGGAUUCUGGGACAAGUCUGAUAUCGAGAGAGCUUUCAAUCUGACGGACUCUUCGGGAGAUGGCUAUCUUUCUCACGAUGAAUAUGUGAGGUUCGCUGCAAAACUAUUCGCCAGUUUUGGAACCCGUGUGGAUAAUCUUGCCACCAAGUAA
Molecule: messenger RNA, 1524 nt
Organism: Liolophura sinensis
Lineage: Eukaryota; Metazoa; Mollusca; Polyplacophora; Chitonida; Chitonidae
Exons: 17
Coding region: 16-1524 (502 amino acids)
Cellular component (GO): endoplasmic reticulum
Molecular function (GO): calcium ion binding
Source: RefSeq, a predicted model, not a curated record